Colossoma macropomum (tambaqui) is the source of this 1820-nucleotide messenger RNA. RefSeq names its product macrophage mannose receptor 1-like. NCBI's taxonomy places the organism in Eukaryota, Metazoa, Chordata, Actinopteri, Characiformes, Serrasalmidae. Bases 357 to 1820 code for a protein of 487 amino acids. The record is from RefSeq and is a predicted model, not a curated record. The transcript is spliced from 10 exons.
UGCUGAACGGGCAAGAGAGACGGAGAGAGAGAGCGCGUCUGCGUAUGUGCAUUAAUCCUGCCCCAUGUCUCAUGUGUUGAGUUGGAGAAAGCUUUCUUUCAUCCAGUCAUAUACUGACUUCAGGUCUGUUGAUUUGAAAAUAAUUGGUUAGACACUAAUCAGCAUUUUCCCCUUUGGACUUGAGUCACUUCUUCUUCACUUGCUGUAGUGGUGCCUGCUCUGCAUAUUCGGGUGUGACAGAUUUGUCCAUCCUGUAGGCUCCAAUACCCAUGUUGGAUCACACUGCAAACAGCAACCAACAGACCACUAGCACAUAGAGGACCAGCUCAGCACAGGUGUGUGUAUUUGGUGUCGCCAUGGUGACCCUCCAACUCUUACUUCUCUCAGCCUUUUCUGCCACAGUCCAUCUACGAACAUUCUUUAUAAUUGAGCCAAAGAUUGUGAGCAUGCCUGAGGCUCAGGCGGCCUGCAAAAAACAAUAUCAUGACCUCGCCAGUGUGUACAAUGAUGAAGACAAUGCCAACCUGGCUCAGUUUCUCAAAAGAAACCAAAAGGCAUGGAUUGGUCUUUAUCGACGUCAGUUCAGUGAUAAAUGGUCUAAUGGUGAUGAUGUCACCUUCAGCAAUCUGACAGGGGUCUGCGGGUCAGGGUCCUGCUGUGCUGCUAUGAAGGCUGAUGGUUCAUGGGAAAGUCUUAACUGUACAGAGAAAAGAAAUUUCAUGUGCUAUGAACAAGAUGUUAGUAAACAAAAGAGAUUUUAUGUAAUCUUUGAGAAUAUGAGCUGGUAUGAAGCUCAGAGUUACUGCAGGAAGAACUACACUGACCUGGUCAGCAUCAGAGAUCAGAACCAGAAUGAAGCAGUGAAAAUAGAAGGGCUGAACAGCAGCACGUCCUUCUGGAUCGGCCUGCUGAGUGAUGACUGGGUGUGGACUGAUGGAGGACACUUUGCCUAUAGGAACUGGGCGACUGGUCAGCCUCGGCUAUCAUCUGAUUGUGCAAUAAUGAUGAAUACUACAAGUGAAUGUGGGAAAUGGUAUUCAGUGCCAUGUAGUAAUGCUGAGUCUGCUUUGUGCUAUUUUAGUAAUACCACAGAUUUUUCGCCUACAGUCCCAGAUGGUCUCAAUUUCACUGAGAAGAAAAUUGCAUACAUGACUGAGGCUCAGGCACCUUGCAUAACAAACGACACUGACCAUAUCAUUGUGUACGGUGAUAAUGACAAUGCUGAACUGGCUUUGAAGAUUGAAAGUGGCAAAAAAGCCUGGCUUGGGCUCUGUCGCGGUCAGUCCAGUUAUAAAUGGUCUAAUGGUGAUGAUGUCAUAUUCAGUAAUCUGACAGGGGUCUGUGGAUCAGGGACUUGCUGUGCUGCUAUGAAGACUGAUGGUUCAUGGGAAAGUCUUCAGUGCACAGAGAAAAGAAACUAUGUGUGCUAUAAACAAGAUACUGACCUCAUCUUCAGCUAUCAUUUAAUCCUUGACUCCAUGAGCUGGUAUGAAGCUCAGAGUUACUGCAGGAAGAGCUACACUGACCUGGUCAGCAUCAGAGAUCAGAACCAGAACGAAGCAGUGAAGAUAUUAGUGAUGACCAGCAACACGUCCCUCUGGAUCGGCCUGCUGCGUGAUGACUGGGAGUGGACUGAUGGAGGACGCUCUGCCUACAGAAACUGGGCGACUGAUCAGCCUGAAUGCUACAAAACAUCACCUCACAACACAGCACAUGGCGAACAAGGCCAUGAAGCAAGACCAGGGAAAAACAAUAGCAACAUUCCUGCAUCCCGCAGCUUGGACCUCCUCCGCAUAGUUUGCCAUAUUGGUGUUGUGUAG